Messenger RNA from Coccinella septempunctata (seven-spotted ladybird), 1268 nucleotides. RefSeq names its product trypsin-3-like. The record is from RefSeq and is a predicted model, not a curated record. Gene Ontology annotation, biological process: proteolysis. Lineage: Eukaryota; Metazoa; Arthropoda; Insecta; Coleoptera; Coccinellidae. Gene Ontology annotation, molecular function: serine-type endopeptidase activity. The coding region runs from base 72 to 1175 and encodes 367 amino acids. The transcript has 7 exons.
UGAAAACACAUAUAAAAUGAUGGUGACAGAAUACUGUUCUCAAUUCCGACAGUUCGUUGUGUUUCUUGACGAUGAACAUCAAAAUAUUCCGAACAGAGUUUGUGCAGUUUGUUGUUAUUCUUGUCGUUGUUAGCGAUGUUGAUGGUCAAGGAAUCCUAACGGAUGGAAGUCCAUACUUUUGUGUCCCCCCUGGUAUAUGUCUAGGUGGAAUAGACCCAAGAAUUGUUACACCAGAAAACACCGAAAUGGCCCUAGACAAAGACAUUCAAAAACUAAUCGACGAGGUCUUCUUUGAUAAAAUAUUAACAGAUGGCACGCCCACGCCCGGCAUAGUAACUUGUCCACCUGGAUUGAUCCCCUGCUACGCUCAAGGGAGUAUGAGCAGUUGCGGUCAAAGGGAAGGCGGUAAAACCGAAGCUGAUGGUUUGGCCGAUGAGGACGCUUACCCUUGGCUGGGAUAUCUGAUGGGUCCGAACGAGAUGUAUUUGGGGGUUGGAUCACUACUCAGUCCUUACCACGUUCUGACUGCCGCACAUAAGGUUCUGGCUUUCAACGCUACACCAGCUCAAUUAUCUGUGUACUUCGGCGUGAACAACCCAGCUAAUUUGAACAAUCCACCUAAACCUAAUUCACCAGCGGACAAGAUCUUCAUACACCCUAACCAUAACAACAGUACACUAAAGAACGACAUCGCCGUAGUGAGACUGCUCAACCCUAUAGGCCUACUGGAACCGAACAAAGUGAACACAAUUUGUCUUCCGUCCGAAAGCACCACAAAUACAUACUUUACAGAUCCGCCACGCAGUUGCUUAGUGUCCGGAUGGGGUCAAAUACAGCCGAAUAACACAGCAGUACCCACACAGCUCAAGCAGGUUAACGUGAAUACCACGGACAUAGACACAUGCGAAAAAGGAUUCAGUGGAAAAUUGGAUACGAGUGUUUACCUCGACAAAGUUGGGGAAAUCUGUGCGGGAGGAGAAGCACAAAAAGAUGCAUGCUUCCAAGACGGCGGAGCCCCCCUCAACUGCAGAGAUGGAAAUCCUGACGUCUUUACAGUUGCAGGCAUUGUGAUAUGGGGCAAGAGCUGUGGUCAGCCUGGAGUAUACGGAGUGUACACCAAUGUUCCGGUAUACAGGCAAUGGGUAGUAGACACUAUAACGCAACAAAUCCCAUAGCAACCCAUUAUAAAAUCUCAAGAUUCCGUGAAAUGUACAUAUUUGAAUUUUUUAUAGGGUAAAAGAAUAUAAAACAAACGAAUAAAUUAUAAA